AUGGCUACCGACGAAAAACACCCAACAAUGCAAGCCUGGCAGACGGCCGCCGGCGGCGUCACCACUACGCUCGAAGCCUCACUCAGGCUCAAUGCCUCGGUGGCCGCGCCCAGCGCGUCGUCACUCGCCCGCGACGAAGUUCUCAUCGAAGUCAUCUCGGCCGCUCUCAACCCGGCCGAUUACAAGGUCGCCGAGAUGGGCCUCGCAUCCAAGCUCGUCUUCCGCAGUGGGCCGUACCAGCCUGGCAUGGACUACUGCGGCCGCGUCGUCGCCGCCCACGCCUCGGUCGCUGCCGCGCACCCGGAUAUUGCCCAGCCUGGCACCCUCGUGUUUGGUGCCAUUCCCAAUGCCCCGACGCCGCCCAAGCACGGCACCCUCUCUCAGUUCACCAUCGCCACCGCGGACCGCUGCGUGCCCGUUCCUGUCGGCAUCUUUCCGGACGACGCAGCGUGCGUCGGCAUCGCAGGGCUCUCGGCUCUCGGAUCGCUGGAGCAGGGCGGCGUUGUGCCAGGCUCCAAGGUUCUCGUCAACGGCGGCAGUGGCGGCGUCGGCACCUUCACCAUUCAGAUCGCAAAAGCCCUGGGCGCCGCCCACGUUACUGCGACCUGCUCCGCCGCCAACGCCGACCUGUGUCGCUCGCUUGGCGCUGACGAGGUGCUCGACUACCGCACCGUAGACGUAAUCGAGGAGCUGAAGGCGGGCGGCAGGGCCUUCGACGUCGCCGUUGACAACGUGGGUGACCCCGCUCUGAAGUUGUACGAAAACUCCGCCUUCUUCUUGAAGGACGACGGCUGCUAUGUUCAGGUUGGUGCGAGCAUGUCGGUCGCUGGCAUCAGGAGUCUUGUGGGAAGGGCAUUGACGCCGAGAUGGCUGGGAGGAGGUGAAAGGAAGUUCAAGUUCUUUCAGGGACAGAUGCGGCCGGAGGGGCUAGGCAAGGUGGGAACAUGGAUGGCCGAGGGAAAAGUGAAGCCGAUAAUCGACCAAGCCUUCGAGUUUAAUGAUGUACCGCAAGCAUUCCAAAGGUUGAGAACAGGAAGAGCCAAGGGAAAGGUUAUAGUACAUGUAGGCAAGUAG
Molecule: messenger RNA, 1074 nt
Organism: Lasiodiplodia theobromae
Lineage: Eukaryota; Fungi; Ascomycota; Dothideomycetes; Botryosphaeriales; Botryosphaeriaceae
Product: alcohol dehydrogenase
Exons: 1
Coding region: 1-1074 (357 amino acids)
Cellular component (GO): mitochondrion
Molecular function (GO): oxidoreductase activity
Source: RefSeq, a predicted model, not a curated record